Drosophila biarmipes is the source of this 639-nucleotide messenger RNA. Its product is annotated as microtubule-associated protein RP/EB family member 1-like. Gene Ontology annotation, molecular function: microtubule plus-end binding. The record is from RefSeq and is a predicted model, not a curated record. NCBI's taxonomy places the organism in Eukaryota, Metazoa, Arthropoda, Insecta, Diptera, Drosophilidae. Gene Ontology annotation, biological process: spindle assembly; protein localization to microtubule plus-end; regulation of microtubule polymerization or depolymerization. Bases 1 to 639 code for a protein of 212 amino acids. Gene Ontology annotation, cellular component: microtubule organizing center; cytoplasmic microtubule; spindle midzone. The transcript has a single exon.
AUGGAGAACAAGGAGAGAGCCCUGACGAACGUCUCGGCCACCAUACGCAAGUGGGUGAAAGAGCUCCUGGAGAUUGACAUCGCGUGCAUUGAGGAGCUGUGCUCCGGCGCGAUCUACUGCCAGAUCCUGGACAUGAUUUUCGAGGAUGUGGUGCCUCUGGGGGAUGUGAUUUUCGCGACAAACGCCAUAGCCGACUUCAGGAAGAACUUGGAGGUGUUGCGGGAGUGCCUCUACGUUUUGCAGAUACCGCUGGAGGUGCCGGUCGAAGACCUCGCUUGGUGCGCCUUCGAGGCCAAUCUGAACUUCGCCGCGAACUUCUACCAGUGCUUCAAGCAGCUGACCACCAAGAAUCUCGGCCGCAUGCAAAGCUACGAUCCGCUGGCCGCCAGGACCUACCAGAGAUUCUUCCUGGCACCACUGACCUUCGUUUCGGGUGGCAUCAAGGGGGCCUUGGACCUCAAAGAAGCCAGGCAUUUUGAGGAAGUGGAGGACUUAAAGGUAGUCCUGGAUAUUAAGGACAAAGAGGACAUAGAAGGUGUCGAGGACGUCAAGGACGUAGGGGAUCUGGAAAAUAGCAAUGAAGACAACGGAUCGAGUGCUUGUUGCAGACUGAAGCGAAGGGCCAUGGGCGCCGCCUGA